Messenger RNA from Trichomonas vaginalis G3, 546 nucleotides. Its product is annotated as nitroreductase family protein. The record is from RefSeq and is a predicted model, not a curated record. The transcript has a single exon. Gene Ontology annotation, molecular function: oxidoreductase activity. The coding region runs from base 1 to 546 and encodes 181 amino acids. Lineage: Eukaryota; Parabasalia; Trichomonadida; Trichomonadidae.
AUGGCUCUUGCGGCUCUCAAACAUCGCAGAACAAUUAGAAAUUUCGAUCCAAACUAUGUUAUUCCAAAGGAACAACUUACUGAAAUCGUUAACAUGGGCUUAAACUCACCAUCUGCGAAGAAUCUUCAGAGUAUCGACCUUGUUGUCAUCACAAACAAGAAAAAGAUCAAAGAGUUAAACGAUAUCUGCUACAGCUGCUUCCCAAAGGAAGUUCAGGCUAACUUUGACAUGCGCAAGGGUAAAUAUGCCGUUUCAAAUACAGUUGUUGGCGAUGCUCCAUGUGUCAUUCUCUUAGUUAAGAACGAGCGUGCCGAAAAGUGGGUUCAGGUUGAUGCUGGCAUGAUGCUUAUGUCCCUUAUUGUUGCAGCACAAGAAUUCAAGCUUGAAUCAUUACCAAUGGGCAGUGUCUGCCAUGCAAAGGUUGAAGAACAUUUCGGCUUAAAGCCAGGCUCACUCCUUGUCGGUUUGGGUCUCGGCAAAGUUAAUAAGAAACCAAUUGUUGACAAUAAGACUAUAUUAUCUAAGGUUCAGUUCGUUCCAGAGUAA